AUGUUUUUUCGAUGAAUAAUUGAAUAUCUUUGAUUGAUAAUCAUUAUUUCGACGAAUUAAUCAAUCAAUCAUAAAACAUGACACUAUCCGAUUCGAUCAAUGAAUUUAAAUUGGACAAUGUUCCAAAUGAUUGUAUACAGAGUGUAAAAUUUGGUAAACAUUCAGAUCAAUUUUUACUAGCCGCUUCAUGGGAUUUAACAUUACGUUUAUAUGAUAUUUUCAAUAAAAAACUUUGCCUAAAAUUUGAUCAUCCAGCACCGGUUUUAGAUUGUGCUUUUCAGGAUUCGAAUCAUGCUUGGAGCGUCGGAUUUGAUCGAAAAGUGCGAAUGUUUGAUUUGCAAACAAAUGCCGAAACAAUUGUUGGCUUUCAUAAUUCACCGAUUAGAUGUUUAGAACAUUCUAUUGAUAAUAAUCUAAUGAUCACUGGUGGUUGGGAUUCACAACUUAAAUUAUGGGAUGGACGAUCACCGAAUGCAAUCGGAACAUAUAUCCAACCGGACCGUAUAUAUACUUUUGAUGUUUGUGGAAAUACUAUUGUCGUUGGUACUGCAGAACGUCGUGUACUCGUAUGGGAUCUAAAAAAUAUGUCUUAUCCACAACAACGACGAGAAUCGAGUCUAAAAUUUCAAACAAGAUUUAUUCGAUGUUUUAGUAACAAAGAAGGUUUUGUUCUUAGUUCGGUGGAAGGUCGUGUUGCCGUUGAAUAUCUGGAUCCUAGUCCAGAUAUACAGAAGAAAAAAUAUGCAUUCAAAUGUCAUCGAAAUAAAGAUACGGCCACUGGAUUGGAAUAUAUUUUUCCUGUUAAUUCAAUAAGUUUUCAUUCUGGUUACAAUACAUUCGCUACUGGUGGAUCAGAUGGUUUCGUUAAUAUUUGGGAUGGUUUCAACAAAAAACGUCUUUGUCAAUUUCAUAAAUAUCCAACAAGUAUUUCAUCAUUAUCAUUUUCACCGAAUGAUACAUAUUUAGCCAUUGCAUCAUCAAAUCUAGCUGAAACCAAUGAUAUUAAAGAUAUACCACCGGAUUCUAUUUUCAUAAGAAAAGUUUCCGAUCAAGAAACUAAACCAAAAUGAUUAAUCAGAUAUAUUUAACAUUUACUUUACAUGAACCUUAUAUACCAUUUUCAUUGUCAUAUUGACAUUUGAUUAAAAAAAAAUUCUUUUUUCUUUCA
Molecule: messenger RNA, 1168 nt
Organism: Dermatophagoides farinae (American house dust mite)
Lineage: Eukaryota; Metazoa; Arthropoda; Arachnida; Sarcoptiformes; Pyroglyphidae
Gene: Bub3
Product: mitotic checkpoint protein Bub3
Molecular function (GO): protein binding
Source: RefSeq, a predicted model, not a curated record